Messenger RNA from Didymella exigua CBS 183.55, 1672 nucleotides. RefSeq lists its product as uncharacterized. The transcript is spliced from 4 exons. Gene Ontology annotation, molecular function: RNA binding. The record is from RefSeq and is a predicted model, not a curated record. Bases 440 to 1228 code for a protein of 262 amino acids. Gene Ontology annotation, biological process: tRNA modification. Lineage: Eukaryota; Fungi; Ascomycota; Dothideomycetes; Pleosporales; Didymellaceae.
CCAUGCGGGACCGCCAGACAUGAUAGGAGAGCAAUAGGUAAUGGAGGUUCGAUGAAGCUGAACUCGUUAGCGCCGCGCGCUAGCUCUCUCCAAAUUCCGCAGAGUGCGCCUUUCUCAUCAUCGACUCGAGGCGCGUCAACGUAUCAGCGCAUCUGCACCCGCACAAGCGACAAGAAAUGGCCGACUCUGCCCCAGCCAAAAGGAAGUCCGAGUCGGACGCACACGGUAAUGGCGAUGCUAAGCGAUCUAAAGUAAGACCAUCCCAAACACUUUACCGAACACAUGAUUUUAGGACCACAGUCUCUAAACGCAUAUGCAACUUUGCCGUGCUGCAUGAUGCUAAUGCUGUUUUGAAGGGUAAAAAGAGGUGGGAGAUGCCAAGACGAGGAAAUGCUGAGGUUCGACAAAUCAACCCUGGUGAUGUGGGUAUCUGGGCUACAUGUGCUAUGAAGAAAGAAGCACCUACGGUCGCAGACCUGCGAGAUCUGUUUCAGGGAGUGAGUUGGAAAUUAUUGCCGAAUGCAGUUGCAGUCUUCACGAUCGAUAUACAUUGCUGACAAGCUUGAAGUACGCUACAAAGCUUUAUGGCGAGCAAACCGCCAACGGGACAGCUGACGAGGAGGACUCUGACGCUGGCGGUGAUAUCGAGGCUGAAAUCAACAAAGAGCUUGCCGAAAUUCGUAAGCCAACCGUAAAGCCUCUCUUCACAUCAGUGAAGCUGGAUACUCAGUGCUUGGUGUUCUUCAAGACACGAGCGCCAGUAGAUCCUGUCUCAUUUGUUCACAAGAUCUGCCUAGACACCGCAGACGGUGUUCAGCAUAAAAAUUGCCGUUUCGUCAAACGACUGACCCCAAUCACGGGUAUCGAGAAAGCCAACCAAAAGGGCCUCGAGACCAUCGCAGAGCAGGUGCUUGCGCCGCAUUUUCACGGGCAAGAGAACGCGGGGAAAAAGUUCGCGAUCCGACCCACGAUCCGGAAUAACAAAGACUUCAAGAGGGACGAUGUUAUCAAAACAGUCGCGGCUGCAGUGGGACCCGGUCACAAGGUCGAUUUACACGGUUACGACUUGCUCAUCUUUGUGGAGAUAUACAAGAACAUUAUCGGUAUGAGUGUCGUCGGCCCUGACUACGACAAGCUCAAGCGAUACAACAUCGAGGAGCUCCGUCAAGGACCGAGCGCGCAGACCACAGAAGCGGGCGUACCGCCCACACCUACGGAAAGUACCUGAGAUGAUUUGGAGUCGCAGCGACAACAUUAAUAGCUCUCAAUUCUGAGGCUGCCGAAUGUGCGGGUCUCGGUCCAUUUGUUUGCAGCUAACGGUUGUGCUUGCGAUGGAGCAAAGCGAAUCUCGCUCGUCAUAAUCUUGAGAAACGACAAGAUACCGUGCUUCUUACUACCUAGCAUCCGCUCAGAUGCAUGGUCCGCGGUGCUGGAACCGAGGCGAGGCUUACAUGGGUAUCUUCCGGCUCCACUACGUUUGCAGCCUGCCAACUCGGAGGAUGCUGCAAAGAAACGAUUCGGUCUGGCCAGAUGGGGAGUUUGCUAGAAGCCAGUGAGACGCUGAAUGCACAUCUCAAUUCCGCUCAUCCUGGUCGUGCCCGCACGCGUGCCCGCACGCGUGCCACACGCCACCCCCUGCUUGCUAGAUGAAGCACAUGCGCUCACUCACCGU